Episyrphus balteatus (marmalade hoverfly) is the source of this 1821-nucleotide messenger RNA. RefSeq names its product tektin-3-like. The record is from RefSeq and is a predicted model, not a curated record. Gene Ontology annotation, biological process: cilium movement involved in cell motility; cilium assembly. NCBI's taxonomy places the organism in Eukaryota, Metazoa, Arthropoda, Insecta, Diptera, Syrphidae. Gene Ontology annotation, cellular component: nucleus; microtubule cytoskeleton.
AUGCUUUGCUGGAGAAACGAAGAUAUAUACCUUCAAAAACGAUAUCCAAUCGAAAGUCCAAGAAGCUUAAAACAAAUCCUUCUAAAAUCUAGUAUACCAAUUGUGAGUGAGAGUUUAACGGGUGUUACACUAAAAAUGAAAUGGCACGCAAAUUCAUAUCUCGAGAACAGAGUCUUCGAUUCACGUCUGGUUAAGGAUAAUCUACUUGAUAAGUGGUCCUGCGAAGGAGGGCAAUAUGUUGAGAGAAAGGACUAUCGUAAUCUUGUGGAAUCAUACCCAUGGAGCACUGCUGGUGGUCCACCAUGUAUGGAACCUGUUUCAAAUUCAGCGAUUUCUCAAAGAGCUUCAUCAUUUCAAACAACUCGACCGCAUCCAUGGCGACCGACUCUUGCUUAUGAUAUGAUUGAGGUCAAUCCAGUAGCUGAGCAACCAAUAACAAAUCAACUGGUUAAACCAUGUUUUACACCAGCUGGAAUGUCAACAGAACCCUUGACAUUCCCGAACUUAGUAACAGGCUUUGAGAGAAACCCACAACAUGCUGCAAGGACAGCUCUCUAUACUCGUUACACUCCUGGAGAGUGGACCAAUAAUUGUUUGGCUAAAUAUGCGGAAUCUAAUACAAACAGAAAUCAAUCUGAGAGAUUGCGGAACGAAGCAAUACGAAUUAUGCGUGAGACCGAUGAAAGAACGGCUCAAGGCCAACGAGAUGCUGGCAGACGUUUGGGUGAGCGUUUAACCGAUGUCACCUUCUGGAGAAAUGAACUUAGCACUGAACUUGAAAAGCUCAUUUUUGAAACUAACUCCUUGGCAAGUUAUAAAGGCACAUUGACAAAAGCUAUUCAAGACCUCGAGUCUCCCCUGCACAUUGCUCAAGAGUGCUUGUAUCAUCGAGAAGGUCGUCAGGAAGUUGAAAAAGUUCAUGACCAUGUUGAAAAGAGCCUUUUAAUGGAAGUCUCUAACUUACGUGCUAGCCAGGAAAAUCUAAGAAACUUAUAUGACAGAGUCAUGAAGCAACUUCAAGAAUUGCGAGGAGCUCAAUAUUUACUUGAAGACGAUGUCGUUCAUAAAGAAUCAACUUUGGGAAUCGAUUCGGUAUGCCAUCAAUUAAACAACUACAGUCGGGGAAUUAGUUAUUAUGGAGGUGUAGAAAAGUAUGAUCCCACCAUUAGUACUCAAGAAUCUUGGUCACAAUCUAGCAGUCAGAGAGUCAAUAAGUCUCAUACAGAACGUGCAAAAUCAACUCAACUUCGUAGUGACAUAGAAACCAUCAUCAAUCAAACUGCUACUAAUGUUUGGGAUUGCUGGAGUAAUUCAAACAAUGCACUGGACAGGAGAUCACAAGAGAUGUCCGAAGCAAAGAGUAAAGUUCAAUUGCAUUUGUUUAAAGUUCAACAGGAAUUGUUUGAUUUAGAGAAGCAUAUUGCACUUUUACAAAAAGCUAUUCAAGAUAAGUCUAAUCCAUUGAAAGUGGCUCAGACACGUUUAGAAGCUCGAACACAUCGUGAAGGUGUUGAGCUUUGCAAAGAUUUUGCUCAAAUGCGCUUAGUACAAGAGGUUCAUGAUUUACAAGAUAUUGUUUCAAAUUUACAUAGAAAACUUCAAGAAGCUGAAUCUCAGCAUCAGCAGUUGCUGAAAACUCGAGCUAGUUUAGAAGCUGAUCUGAGAAGAAAGGUCAAUGCGCUUUUUAUUGAUCGAGAGAAGUGUAUGGGCAUGAGGCGCUCGUUUCCGGUGGAUAACCUCAUAAAGUAUUAGAAUCAGAAAUGUUUUAUCUUUAAAUGUAUGUGUAUCUUGAAUAAAUAAAAUUAAAAAAUAUAAUUCGAA